CUCAGUUCCUCGUCGAAGUUGAAAGCGUUUGGUGCUCGCAGCGGAAAAGCGAAUCUGGCGGCACCCAAACAAAUAUUAAGAAAAAAAAAUGAAUAAAUAAGGAAAAGCUGGGGAAAACUUUGAAAACGGGCGCGCGAACAAGUGAGCAGCGGCGGCAGAAUCAAAAUCAGCAGCCGAAGUGAAGUGUAAAUAAGUGAAAUACCCAGCACACACAGAUACACACACGCAUACCGACACCGGAGUUUGGGCCCUGGUAUUAGAACGGCAUGGGUCCACAACAAUUCCGUUUCUGUUUAUCGAAUUUAUAGCACGUCAAGCGAGAAAGCAAAGUGCAAAUGAAAAAGUGAAAAUAAUUUGUGAAUAAAUCAGUUGGGAGAAACAAUGAUGGACUAACGGAUUUUGACGGACCUUGCGUGAAAUUCGGCAGAAGCUGAAUCGAGAAGGAUAAACUUUUUGGCCAGCUAUGCCCAGGAAUUGUGCGGUGGCGAGGAGCGCGGCUGUUGAUAUAGAUUCAGAUUCUGAUUCAGAUACAGAUAAAGAACCAAUUUUAUUUGCCGCUCGCAUUGAAAAUGUGCCAAAGCUGCGGGCUGCUCGAAGUUGACUCUGGUAAAACCUCGACGAGGACGACGAUGCCACUUGAUUUCGGCCAACUUAAAUAAGCAGGCAAGGCGAGGCGAGGCGCCACCACACCACCCACUCAAUCACCGACACAGCCGCGCGCAAAAAAGAAACAAACAAUCAAAUAAACUAGGCAAAAAGCAGCUAGCAAUCGAAAAUGGCCGCGCCCAUCGACGAGAGUGUGCUGAAUGCACUGAGAGGCGUAACCAGCGCCCACACCCGCCUGCCCAAACCGCUGCUCAUCAAGAUCUACGUGGCCAGUCUGAAGCAGGAGUUUAACCAGGAGCGACGCAUGCUCCUCGAACUGGUCGGUCCCGAGCUGCAGUCCCUCUACGAUGACCGACAAAUUGAGCUGGAAUUCGUGGACAUGCACUUCGGCACUGGCGACCUGGAGGUGCAUCAGCUGGAGCGGGAUCCCUACUUGAUCCAUGACUAUCUGCACGAGAUCGACACUUGCCACGCGCACACGAAGAGCGUCUUCUUCAUGGUGCUCGUGGGCGAUGGCAUCGGUCGUCAGCUGCUGCCCACGAAAAUAGAUGAGGACAUCUUUUCCGCAGUCCUCGCCGAUCAGCAGACCUCUGCCGAUCAUGAGGCUAUGUUGGUUAAGUGGUACGAAAGGGAUGCAAGUCAAACGCAACGGCAGCUCAAACAGGAUUAUCGCCUUAUGAACGUGGAUGCCUGGCUGGCUGAAUCACAGCGAAUGCAAAGCUUUUUGGAACAAGCCUUUCAAUCGUUGCUUCAAGGAUCCGGUGCAUCAGGACGAUCGCCUGACUUUAUGGAACGGGUUCAGCUACUUCGACGCACGCAGAUCGAAAGGGAAGUCUCGCAGGCUAUGGCCCUCACCAGCGAGAAAAUCCUGGCAGUUUUCCGAGAACGAGCCGCUCAGUGCAGCAAGGGGGACGUGGAGGCGGCAGAGCGGCUGCGAAAAAUCAAGGACGAACUCACCAUGAACCUUUCCACAGAUAAUCAUACUACACUUGUGGUGCCCGGCAGUGCCGCCAGCGAGGCCAUCGACCCGGACAACGAGGACCAUGAGUCGUACUUGAGCAAGUUCAAGAACAAAGUGACCGACAAGCUGCGCCUGCUAAUCGAGGCGCAUAUAACCAAUGAUCCCGACGUAAUCAAGGGGAGGAAAAAGACUGUGCAGGAAAUCUUUCACGAGCACGCCACGCACCUGCGAAUCCUGCGGGAGCACACGGACAGCGACGCUCUGGUGGAAUCGCGGGUGCCGCAACAGCUCCGCCAGAAUCUGAUGGCCAACUUCCGGAACGGCAGUCGGCAUGCGCCGUACUUUCUCUGCGGUGCGGAUGGGAGUGGCAAGAGCGCCAUACUGUGCCACCUGUACGGCCAGGUGGGCAGUUGGUUUGGAUCCACUCGCGUCCACCGGGUGAUUCGCUUUGCCAAGGCCACGCCCCGUUCCGCCUACAAUCUGGAGCUGCUUCGCGUGAUUUGCCAGCAGAUCUCAAUCAUUUUUAACAUACCAGAAGGCUAUCUGCCGAAGGACGCCUCCUUUGAUCCGCUGUAUAUCAACACUUGGUUCCAGAACCUGCUGCGUAGAGUUGAGGAUAUGGGCAAUGAUGUCCUCUUCCUGUUUAUCGAUGACUUGCACUUGCUGAAUCCACUGGAUUGCGAUAUUGUUACGGCUCUUUCAUGGCUGCCCACAUCGCUGCCCUGGAAUGUGCAGAUCAUUUGCAGCUCUACUACGCCCGUGGAGCAGCUCAAGUUCACACCAAUGCAGCGGGAUCGCUUCAAGUCCAUCGAAUAUCAGUUCGAUCUGAAUAUGGGUGACUAUGCCACAAAGCUAAAGAUACCGCCACAAUGCAUUCCGGGCGACGUGAGCUUUGCUCUCUACGUGGAGCAGCAGUUCGACCAGUUGGAACGCCAUUACGGAAGGCAGGCGGUGGGCGAUCUAGCCUCCUACAUCACCUGCUCGGAGUACGGAUUGAGUGAGACGGAGCUGCUGGAGCUGCUCAUGCCCACCGACGAUCCGGAGUCGCUAAUCGAGACCAAGAACGGACACUUUAGCUUCGCCACCUUCAAGAAGAUCCAUCGCGAAAUGGACCUACUACUGCUCCUGCACGACAAAAUAAUGUCCGGCAAGGUGCUAAUCCAGUGGCGGCACAACUACUGCGCCUCGGUGGCCAAGCGGAGGUAUAUGGACGUCCAGAGGACGCGUAGCCUGCACUGCGAGCUGGCCAAUUUGUUCUUUCCGCAGGACGAGGACGAAAGCACGCUGGAGAACGAGUCGAAUCGCAGCGAGAGCAAGUCGGUGAUCAGCCUAAAGGACAGGGACCGCGAGAAGGACUCCCUGUCGGCGGUGUCAGCCGUUUCCGCCGGCCGGAAGUCAUCGUCCACGCAUCACAACGACGACACAUCCACCUUCUACAAUCCCAUUGCAGCGGAUGUAAGCUACAGCAUGCGCCACGUGGAGGAGAGCUGGCACCACCUGAUGCGAUCCGAUGACACCACCCGGUUCAAGCAGAUCGCUGUCUGCAACUUCGACUUCCUGCUGGCGGCGGUGCAAACCGUGUCGAUCAGCUACCUACGCUGCCUGAUCGAGCACGUACGCUGCUACAUCCUGGACAGGGACAUCGAGCUGAUCUACUACACGAUCCGGAAAUCGAGCGACGUCCUCACCCGCGAUCCCAUGCAGCUGGGUUCCCAGCUGAUAUCCUGGCUGCGUCCGAUCAGCGAGCACGACGACGACGACAACUCGCUGCUGAGCAUGACGGUCCGCUCGGCGACAGCCUGGUGCGACGGCUAUGCGGUACCGCUACUCGUACCGCUCACCGGCUGGCUGCCCGCGCCGCUGCCCUCGCAGAUUCGCACGAUGACGGUGUCGGGAACGGGAUGCAUUCGAGCCGUGUGGCUGGCUCCGUCGAAGCAGCACCUUAUCCUGGCCACCAGCUCGGGCGACGUACAGCAGUGGCACAUCAUGAGCAACUCACUAGAUCACAUAUUUAAGGGACACACUGCGGCAGUCACGUGCCUCCUGGUGGCUCCCCAGUCGGAUUCGGAGCUGCUGCUGACCGGCUCUGAGGAUGCCACUGUUCUUGUGUGGCACGUAGGGCUGCGCGAGCGACGGGCGCACAUAAAGAACGCCCACACGGCUCCGAUUACGGGCGUGGCAGCCGGCGCCAAUAACACGCUCAUCAUAAGCAGCAGCGAGGAUGCAAGCAUCGCCAUCACGGACCUGGCCAGCGGCAAACUGAGACACCGCAUCACUCAUCAUCGCGGUCCAGUGAGUGGAAUCGUGGUGGCUGGAGCUUGCGAUGUCCUCAUCUCGGGUGGUCUCGAUAGGACGAUUUGCGUGUGGGAUCUGGACAACUUUACCCUGCUGAACACUAUGCAGAUGACGAGUGCUGUACUGCGCAUUGAUAUUUCAUGGAAUUCGGUCUUUUUGCUGGCUUUGUGUGAGGACAAUGCGCUAUAUGUCCGCACACUGGCCACCGGCAAGGAGUUGCAUACUCUCAAAGGACACAAGUCGAAGAUCCGAAGCAUUUCCAUUGGCAAGGACAGCCAGCGUUGUGUGGUGGGCUGUGAUGAUACACGAGCGCUGAUCUAUGAUAUGCACGCCGGAAAACUGGUAAGAUCGCUGCCUCCGAAUCCGGGUCCAGUCACCGCCGUUCAUGCAAUGGAUAAUGACGAUUUCCUGGUCACCGUGGGCGGCAACAAGAUCACCUUCUAUUCGUUCCGCAACGAGGAGCUCUAUGUGAAUCCCUACUCCCGGCAUCCACGUCGCAAACGCAGCCUGAAGCGUCAUGCGCAGGCGCAGCGAUCGCCAUCGACCACAUUGCCACCCAUCACCUGCUUCGAUUUGUCCCGCGACUCCCAGCAAAUGGCCAUCGCCUCCGGGCGUCAUGUCCACCUCAUGAGAAUCAAUACUCCGGAAUACCAGUGCACAUUGGAGGGGCACACAGCUGGUGUAUCUUGUCUCAAGUUUGCGCCGAAUGGUGAGUUUCUGGCCACCGGCUCCGAGGAUCGUUUGGUGCACAUUUGGAACCUGGCUCUGGGUGAGAUCUGCAACUCCUUUAAGGGCCACACUGCACCGGUGGUCAAGGUGGUGGUGCUAAUGGAUUCGUUGCGAGUAAUUUCCACGGAUCGCGAUUCCAUGCUGCUCGUUUGGAUGGCCCAUUCGGGCAAUUUGUUGCAGACCAUCCAGGGUCCAUACAAAAGUCUAUCCGUAACCAACAACAUGCGCUUUGCCGUCUCCACGAAUGGCGAUAACACACUCAAGAUCUGGUCACUGACUCAGGAGGACGAGAAGUAUUCCGUUUCGCACUCGGAUGAAAUCACAUGCUUUGAGAUCAGCGCCGAUAGUGUGCACAUCAUCAGCGGAUCUCGGGACAUGUCCUUGAAGGUGUGGCAAGCGACGGGCGGUAAGCUAAGCCAGGUGCUGGUGGGGCACAGUGAUGCGGUCACUUGCGUAGCCGUUUCGGUAACUAACAAGACUCAGGUCCUGUCCGGCUCGAAGGACAUGAAUCUCAUCCUUUGGGACUUGCUCACCGGCGAGGAGGUGCACACGCUGGCAGGACAUCUGGGUCCUGUGAUUGGAGUCAAAGUUUCGGCAGAUGGUUCCACUGCCGUUUCUGGAAGCGAUGACAAGACCCUGAUCGUAUGGGAAACAAAGCGCGGACUAGCUCUAACCUCGCUCCAAAUGCACGUGCCCUUCACGCACUUCGACAUUAGUCUGGAGGUGUCUCGAGUCCUGGUCCAGCUGGUGGACAGCUAUAAUCUUCCCGUGAUUUGCUUGCAUAACACGCCAGCGCAGUAUGUGAAACUGCCUACGUAUUCGGGUCCCAGCAAGGAUGUUGAAGAUCUAAGACCUCAGGGUCCCAAGCGUCAAAUGAAGCGGUUGCUGAAGAAGGAGGUUUCGCUGGACACGUACACCUGGCAGAAGAAGUACGGCCACCUGACGUCCUCAGUGAUGAUGGCCCAGGUGGAUGAACGUCUGAAGCGGCGCUUCAGUGUUUCGGCCAGCAUGGAGGAGAUCUCGAAGAUUGCCGAGACAAAGACAGGAGCUUCCCAGGCCAAUCUGGGACCGGAGCAGGCGGCUCUGGCCCAAUCCCAGCACUUUGAUCAACUGGAGGCGCUGUGGAAUAAGCGCUCGCCGCCAAGAAGGCGUCACAAUGCGGGUCUCUCGAGGCAAACCUCGCUGGUGGAGGACCGACUCGAAUCGUCGGACGACGACGAGUACCAGGACGAGCGCGCAGGUAUGUUGUCCGCCUCCUACGAUAACAUCCACCACCUUGCACGUUUGCCCGGGCUCCGAUCCCUGCACGAUGCAUGGAAGACCAACAGUCUGCGGGUGCCCAGUCGCUCCGCCCGCACCAAGUUCUAUGUGAGCACACCACCACCACAGAACUCGCAGAACAGCAGCAGCCUACGGCUGGACUCGCACGUACCCGGACAGUUUACGGAUGGUGUGGUGGCUCCUGAUCUGGUCAGGGAUCUCCUGUCCGUGCCACCGACCGUCGAGUCACCUCAAAGGAUCUCCCUGCGGCAGUUGCUCCACUGGCCAAGUCUGAAAUCUCGAAUAUGGCGCCGCCAGCGUAACUGUCAGUCCCUGCAGCCGAACAUCCGGCUCAAUCCACCGGAAAGACUCCGGCCGACACCCAUCAUUGUGGUGGAGAACUACGAUGUCCGCCGUGUGCAGCAACUCCGCACGGAUCUCAUUCUGCAUCCGCAGACGAGUAGGGCCUCAGUGGGUCACAUCGAGGUGGCCGGCAGCGAACAUCUUCUAGCCAAAAAGGCCAACUACUGGCAGCGCCGCUGGCAUCUUCUGCGCCACAAGGCCGCCAGCACCACCACCACCACCACCAGCCGUUCAGAGUCUAGUCACCCACAUCGGGAUUCCAUGAAUUCCCAUUCGAAUAACAGCACCCCCGAUCCCACGGCCAAUUGCAACGAUUGUGUGGCCCAAUGACUGGCAAAGACCCAAACAUCGACCACAUCGAACAGCCACACCACCACCAACACUGUGCACCACUUCCGAUUUCCAGCACCCCUUUUUGCCACUCUUUUUACGUAGUUUUGGCCAUGCCUAGUUGUUUCCCAGUAGUCAACUUAAACGUAUUUAUUUUAAUAAAUUUCCACAAGGUUC
Molecule: messenger RNA, 6721 nt
Organism: Drosophila melanogaster (fruit fly)
Lineage: Eukaryota; Metazoa; Arthropoda; Insecta; Diptera; Drosophilidae
Exons: 18
Coding region: 776-6544 (1922 amino acids)
Source: RefSeq, marked reviewed